AUUUAGAUCAUCUUGUGGUGAUGGUAUCAUAUACACCAUGCUUAUACCACAGAGUACCAUUUACAAAUAUCUCAAUGAAAUAUAAAAUAAAUCUUGUUUUAUAUUUUUCAGUUUUGUAUGGCUUUGGGUAUGGCACUUUUACAUUGGAAAGCAAAACUCCAUCUGACUUUAUAUGUAAAAUCUGCAAUAAGCAGUCGAGUAACAAAAGCAACUAUACUUAUCACAUGAGGACCCAUACUGGCGAGAAACCGUUUGAGUGUGAGAUUUGCAAGAAACGUUAUCGGCAAGCAGCUCACUUGAGAGGACAUCUAUUAAAGCAUGCUAGACCUAAUGAUAAUUAAAGGU
Owenia fusiformis is the source of this 345-nucleotide messenger RNA. NCBI's taxonomy places the organism in Eukaryota, Metazoa, Annelida, Polychaeta, Sabellida, Oweniidae. The record is from the annotation of a GenBank genome assembly.